Echinostoma caproni is the source of this 819-nucleotide messenger RNA. NCBI's taxonomy places the organism in Eukaryota, Metazoa, Platyhelminthes, Trematoda, Plagiorchiida, Echinostomatidae. The record is from the annotation of a GenBank genome assembly.
AUGGCUCAAACAAGCUGCUGUCCUUAUUGUUUGCAGAAAGGGGUUAUCAAUCCUCUACUCACUUUAGAAUCGUCAUCAGGAAAACUGCAAAAUUUAUGUGCCGACCCGUUCUGUCGAUAUCCUUUUUCGAGUUACUCAGCCCUUCCUUAUUCCGUCACUCUGCGUUCCGCUGCCGAAUCUACGAAUCCAGCCAAGGCAGCCCCUGAAAUAGAUUGUUCUUCGAUGGAAGAAUUUCUGGCUGAGUUGUGGGACUCUAAAAACGAAGUAGAUCUAGAUGUCACUUCCGGUGAACCGAAUGUGAAACAUCCCCAGCCUGUUAAGAAUACUUCGGAUCUCCAGUCGUCUAACAAGUGCUCAAAUACGCGCCUGGAAUUCUCAGAAAAAUUUUCCGAUGCAUUUGAUUCCGAGUUGGGGUUAUCCCCUGAAUGUCUACCUUCUGUGCCGUCCAACGUUGCCGACAGUUACAUGCUUCCACGAUACUUGGCGGACGACAUAAAGCGGGCGGCCAGUAGUUACCAGAGCAACACCUAUCGACACUCCAGUCCGGUUCCACACAAGUCCAUGCGCGAUACACACAAAAGCUGUGAUAGUGGCAUCUCGGUGACUUCAAAUUCGACCUUCAAUUCAGCAUCAACAACCCUAAGUGAACAUGCUGCACAGAUUCGCACUAGCAUGGCCCCUAUAUCUUCGCCAACAGAUGACUUCAACUCAGAUCCUUCUUAUAACCCCCCAACGCAAUCACAUUGUCCCCGACCGGUUCUGCAUGUUGAACGCAUGAUCCAUUUGUACAAAAAGCGUCUUGGUUCCGUAAUGAAUUGA